AUGAACAACGUCAGCAUUCGUUCGGAUAAAAAGGAAGACAAGAUCACCAACUGGGUCGAUCCCAAGGACAAAUCCGGAGAAUUCAAGCGUCAAGUUUCGCAAUUCCGCAGUCAAAUCUCUAGCGAGCCCGGUGCAGAGUUCCCGGCAGAGAAGGAUCGUUAUCAUCUUUAUGUGUCAUACGCAUGUCCGUGGGCUCACCGAACUCUGAUCGUGCGAAAGCUCAAGGGUCUGGAAGAAUUCAUUCCGUUCACCUCAGUCCACUGGCAUAUGGGUGAGAAAGGCUGGCGUUUCUCAACCUCCUCCGACAACGAACCGGGCGAGAAUGUCACUGCCGACCCUCUACACCCAGACUUCACUCAUCUUCGGGACGUCUACUUUUCUGUCGAGCCGGAAUAUAGCGGACGCUUCACGGUUCCCACGCUCUAUGACAAGAAGCAGAAGAAGAUCGUCAGUAACGAGUCCAGCGAGAUCAUCCGCAUGUUCUAUACUGCCUUCGACCAUCUUUUGCCCGAGCAAUACAAGAAGGUUGAUCUACUUCCAGAGAACCUGAAACAGCAGAUUGAUGAGACAAAUGAAUGGACAUACAACGAAAUCAACAACGGAGUGUACAAGAGUGGCUUCGCAACUACCCAAGAGGCGUAUGAGAAGAACGUGACCACACUUUUCAAGUCACUCGAUCGCGCCGAAGAACAUUUGGCCAAGAACGCAAACCCAUUCUAUUUUGGCGACAAGAUCACUGAGAUCGACGUGAGACUCUACACAACCAUCAUUCGCUUCGACCCAGUCUACGUCCAGCACUUCAAGUGCAACAUCCGCGACAUUCGCAGUGGAUACCCAGCACUCCACAAGUGGCUCCGCAACCUCUAUUGGAACUCCGCUGCUUUCGGCGAGACCACUGAGUUCACUCACAUCAAGAAGCACUAUACCAAGUCGCACCCACAAAUCAACCCGUUCGGAAUCACCCCUGUCGGUCCCGUGCCGGAUAUCCUGCCAGUGGAGGAGGAAGUUGUGGCUGCGAGGAAGUAG
This is a messenger RNA of Dissoconium aciculare CBS 342.82, 1026 nucleotides long. RefSeq names its product cell wall biogenesis protein/glutathione transferase. NCBI's taxonomy places the organism in Eukaryota, Fungi, Ascomycota, Dothideomycetes, Mycosphaerellales, Dissoconiaceae. The record is from RefSeq and is a predicted model, not a curated record. Gene Ontology annotation, cellular component: cytoplasm. Bases 1 to 1026 code for a protein of 341 amino acids. The transcript has 8 exons. Gene Ontology annotation, molecular function: glutathione transferase activity.